UAAACACCAUUUUUCACUGUCAUUGCUUUUCACAAAAGCCAAAGCUUGCGACUCUAACAAACUCUUCUUCUUCAAUGAUCUUCAAUUUCACAUUUUUGAGGUAAAGGCGUUGCAUCUGAUCCAAGGAUCGGCUUCAUUUACGGAUUGCCUGAAUUGUCUCGGAAAAUUACGGGUUGGAGCCUUUUAGGAUUAGUCAGUCUUUUGACAAUGACAAGGGUUACACUUGAUUUGGGAGAUUCGGUGCAAAAGGAUGCUGUUUCUGCAGUUUCAGCAGAUGUGAAAUUUGCUUCUAGUAGAUUUCCUAAUUAUAGAAUUGGGACCAAUGAUCAGAUAUUUGAUGUAAAAGAUGAUCCCAAAGUGCUGUCCAUGAGGGAAGUUGUUGCCCGUGAGACAGCACAGCUGUUGGAGCAGCAAACACGUUUGUCUGUUCGCGAUCUUGCCAAUAAGUUCGAGAAGGGUUUGGCUGCAGCUGCUAAGCUGUCUGAAGAGGCAAAACUCAAAGAAGCAGCCUCUUUGGAAAAACAUGUUCUGCUAAAGAAACUUCGAGAUGCACUGGAGUCUCUAAAAGGACGUGUGGCUGGUAGAAACAAGGAUGAUGUAGAGGAGGCCAUUUCCAUGGUCGAAGCUUUUGCUGUUCAGCUGAUUUUGCGAGAAGGAGAACUGUUCCAAGAGAAAGCAGAAGUAAAGAAAUUGGCUGCUGUUCUGAAACAGGCUUCAGAGGAUGCUAAGAAACUUGUUGAUGAGGAAAGAGCUUUUGCUCGUGCUGAGAUUGAGAGUGCAAGAGCUGCUGUGCAGAGAGUGGAAGAAGCCAUACAUGAGCAUGAGAGAAUGUCUCGAGUCUCUGGGAAGCAGGACAUGGAAGAGUUAAUGAAGGAAGUUCAAGAAGCUAGGCGAAUUAAAAUGCUACAUCAGCCAAGCAAGGUAAUGGACAUGGAGUAUGAGCUUCGAGCAUUGAGGAAUCAGCUUGCUGAGAAAUGUAGACACUCUCUUCAACUACAAAAGAAGCUUGCAAUGUGCAGAAAGAGCAAGGAAGGUGUAUCUCUUUUAUACGAAAUAGACGGCUCUGAAGCUUUAGGUUCUUGUUUGCGGAUCAAGCCUUGCUCCGAUGAUGCCCCGGAUAUUUCCAAGUGUUCAAUCCAAUGGUAUCGGUUAUCUUCUGAUGGCAGCAAGAAGGAGCCUAUAUCAGGUGCUACAAAACCAGCUUAUGCUCCCGAGCCUUUUGAUGUCGGGCGAGCCUUGAAUGCUGAAAUUCUUUAUGAUGGUCAUUCAUUUACAUUAUCUACAGUCGGGAAGAUUGAUCCAGCUGCUGGAUUGGGUAGCUAUGUGGAGGCGUUGGUAAGGAAACAUGAUGUUGAUUUCAAUGUGGUAGUCACCCAAAUGAGCGGGGAAGACCAUCCACCGGAAUCUAUCCACGUGUUUCACGUGGGUAAGAUGAGAAUAAAGCUUUGCAAGGGGAAGACGGUAAUCGCAAAAGAAUACUACUCUAUUGCAAUGCAGCUAUGCGGAGUUAGAGGAGGCGGAAAUGCUGCAGCGCAGGCAUUGUAUUGGCAAGCGAAGAAAGGGAUUUCCUUUGUCAUAGCUUUCGAGUCUGAAAGAGAAAGAAACGCUGCCAUCAUGCUUGCACGGAGGUUCGCCUUUGACUGCAAUGUCACACUCGCCGGCCCGGAUGACAGAACUCCUUUGGAAAACUGACAUAACAGAGGCAAGAACCUCUGUCUCACGACGGGUUUGUUCUGGUGAGGCUCACUGAUUGUAAUUAGAUUUCCGACGAAUUUCUUUCGAUUUUUCGUAGUUCAAUCGCCGUUAUGUCGAGCAUCUUCUUCUUUUUUGGUCCUUCAGGCAUCGGUUUUUGUUUUGUUUCCCUGUGUUCUUAGUGUUGUUAUGUGUGUAAACAUGAGUUGCCCACUUCAAUUUGUUGGAGUGAUUGAACUCUACGUUUACUUGGUGGGAAUCCUUGUGCAUCUUGAAUGAUGAAAUAUGAUGUGGUUUAUAGUGCUUUUAUACGUGCA
This is a messenger RNA of Tarenaya hassleriana, 2009 nucleotides long. RefSeq names its product stomatal closure-related actin-binding protein 1-like. Gene Ontology annotation, biological process: actin filament organization; regulation of stomatal movement. The record is from RefSeq and is a predicted model, not a curated record. The transcript has 14 exons. Gene Ontology annotation, molecular function: actin binding. Lineage: Eukaryota; Viridiplantae; Streptophyta; Magnoliopsida; Brassicales; Cleomaceae. Bases 208 to 1692 code for a protein of 494 amino acids.